Empidonax traillii (willow flycatcher) is the source of this 1220-nucleotide messenger RNA. RefSeq names its product kinesin-like protein KIF26B. The coding region runs from base 663 to 1220 and encodes 185 amino acids. The record is from RefSeq and is a predicted model, not a curated record. NCBI's taxonomy places the organism in Eukaryota, Metazoa, Chordata, Aves, Passeriformes, Tyrannidae. The transcript is spliced from 2 exons.
UAAAAUGGACCCUCCCGUCAGCCGGGGCACCGCGCAGAGCAGCGGUGAGGCUCUGGCAGUCUGCUCGCAGCCGCUGGCCCUGCAGCUCCGCCGCUGACCAGGGAGCGCACGGGGCUCCGCAGCCCGGGUCUUCCCUUCCCUCCCUUGCAAAACUGUCAGGCACAAAUGGGCAGGAGGAUAUUGGCUGCAAGGGACGCGGAGGCUCCUCCCAGAGCCUGGAUCCCGAUAUUUUCGGAGGAUUUCUUUUAACUCAGUUACAAACCUUGGUGAAGGGAACAAGUUGCCGAUGUAACGGAGGCGGAGAGCCCGGCUCCCACUUCUUCUUUUGCCUUUCUAGUGCUACCUUGGAUGCUUCGCCUUACUUGCGGAUAAGAGCUUUGCUGUCUGCCGGGGGAUAGUUCCUACUCUGGAUGUUGCUAUUUCUGUGAAAACAAGGGUUGUAAGGGAAUGAGAGGGAAGACAAUGAAGAAAAGCCGACCGGGAGAAAACCCCAGUCCCAAGCGUUUUCCUGAGAACUGACGGGUGUUUUGUGGCUGAGUGAUUCCGUCGGAGGCGGGAGCAAGCCUGCCCGCUCCUCGGGGGACUUCCCGGGACCGGCUAUUCCCUUCGGAUGCGGACUGGGAAACCUGUAGGAAAUUCUCCCGCCUCCCUACGAAGCCACCAUGAAUUCAGUGGCUGGAAAUAAGGAGAGGAUUGCAGUCACGGCUCGGAGCAGAAAAUACGGGGUGACCGACCCCUGCUCCCCCACCAAGCCCGCCGCUCCCUUCUCCCCCGAGAGCUGGUACAGGAAGGCGUAUGAGGAGUCCCGGGCGGGCGGUCGCCCGGCGCCGGAGGGAGCCGGCUCUGCCCUGGGCUCCUCCGGCACCCCGUCCCCAGGCUCCGGCACGUCCUCGCCGGGCUCCUUCACUGGCUCCCCGGGACCUGCCUCGCCCGGCAUCGGCACCAGCUCCCCUGGCUCGCUGGGAGGCUCUCCGGGCUUCGGCACCGGCUCGCCGGGCUCCGGCAGCGGCGGCGGCUCCUCGCCGGGCUCGGACCGCGGCGUCUGGUGCGAGCACUGCAACGCCCGCCUGGCGGAGCUGAAGAGGCAGGCGCUGAAGCUUCUCAUCCCCGGGCCCGUCAGCAGCAAGGUGAGCGAAGCGGCGAGGGGAGCGGGGCAUCCCUGUGCUUGGAGCCGCCUCCUACAGCCGCUGGGGCUGUCGGCUAUCUGGGCUCCUCACUGA